UCUGUAGAUGUAUAAGUGUAAUUGUGUAAUUGUAUAUCACAUGCAUCAUUGUUAUUAUUACUAAGGUUUAUAUAGCACCAGCAUAUUCCAUAGUAAUGUACAGUGGAUGGGUGUGUAUAUUGAACAUACAGAUUAUGAUAGUUUUUACCCUUUAACUUAUAUUAUGUACCAGCAGGCAUGUUAUCUAACUCACAUUAUUUUCCUGAGGGAUAUGUUUGAACAUAAUUGUAAAAAUGACACUAUUUCUGUCUCCUGUUAAUGAUUAACUUUAUUUCAUCGAUGUUGACUUUCUGGGUGAGAGACAAGGUAGGGAGCCUUAGCCUGGUACCUGCACUUCCUGGAUGUGCCUUGCACGGCCCUCACUGAAAUCACUGGGAUCCCGUAUUUCAGCCACUCGCUGUACAGAGCUUUCCAUAAUAACAUGUCAGCAACAAGAGCCACACCUGGUCAGCUGGUAAUAUCUAUGAACAAGUGAUGCGGGGUAAAUUUCGGCACAGCCGCCAAGGAACUCCAGGUCAUGCCCUACCUUGCCCAUACUGCAAAUCUUCAACUUGCUGGGUUUGCAUUUGCUACUGUUGGCUGGAUUUUGGGCUCAAUCACUACAGGACUUGUACAAUGGAGAGUUUGGUAUGUGUCUAAUACCACCAUCAUUUCUUCUGGCAUUGCUUGGAUAGGCAUCUGGCGAACAUGUUUCUUCAGUGAUCUACUAGUAUCUCCUGACCAAAAGGUAAUGUACUGCCAGGAAUUCAAUGUUCAGGAUUCCUUUGUACCACGGGAGAUUUUUGUUGCACAAGGACUCAUGAUAGUAGCUAUUAUACUGGGGGCAGCAGGAAAAGCAUUUUGCGUCUUUGGACUUAAGAAUGUAUAUCAAGGUAGACCUAAUGUAACUGUGAUCCCAAGAAGGUUUAUUGCUGGAGGAGUGCUCACUAUGCUCUCUAGUGUGUGCAUUAUAAUUCCAGUGGCGUGGAACCUACAUUCGGUUGUAAACAACUUCAGCAUAUACUUUCCAAGUUCCUAUGAUAUGCCGUCCAGCCCAGAGAAGCAGGAAGUUGGUGCUGCUAUUGCUGUCGGGAUUGUGUCUGCUAUUCUUCUGUUCAUUAGUGGGGCUUUUUUUCUUUCUUACAAACUGCCUUACCAUAUGGAUCCAAGGGUCUUUCCAUUGUCUUCUGGUGAUAUACUUUGUGAUGGUCUAAGUUUCGCCACUAGUGGAACAUCCAGGACUAGAAGCAUUGCAUCCAGAAGAAGUUCAAAUCACAUACUAAAUUGUGAUGGAAUUCCUAAUGGCGCUUUUGAAUUAGAUGAAAAGUUGUAAAUAUAUAUUUUUCUUUUGAUUUCUAUUGUUUUCGUCCUAUUGAUUUAAUACAAGUAAAUUAUUAUUACAGCUCAGUUGCAAAAUGAUGUUUAUAAUGUUACUUUUAAGAAAAUUAUUAAAGGUCACAUAUUUUGUUUAUACUUAAAGGGGCGGCUCACCUUUAGGUUAACUUUUAGUAUGUUAUAUACUGGCUAAUUCUAAGCAACUUUUCAACUGGCCUUAAUUUAUA
Molecule: messenger RNA, 1541 nt
Organism: Xenopus laevis (African clawed frog)
Lineage: Eukaryota; Metazoa; Chordata; Amphibia; Anura; Pipidae
Gene: cldn34.L
Product: claudin 34 L homeolog
Exons: 2
Coding region: 518-1312 (264 amino acids)
Source: RefSeq, a predicted model, not a curated record